Polypterus senegalus (gray bichir) is the source of this 1778-nucleotide messenger RNA. Its product is annotated as sialoadhesin-like. Gene Ontology annotation, biological process: regulation of actin cytoskeleton organization; regulation of osteoclast development; regulation of bone resorption. The record is from RefSeq and is a predicted model, not a curated record. NCBI's taxonomy places the organism in Eukaryota, Metazoa, Chordata, Cladistia, Polypteriformes, Polypteridae. The transcript has 9 exons. Bases 149 to 1129 code for a protein of 326 amino acids. Gene Ontology annotation, cellular component: plasma membrane.
GCAUAGCGUGAGCUAAAGCCUUACAGCUGUGUUUUAGACAGACUACUAUGAUUGCAAAAUGGUGUUUCCUUUCCAUGCAAUAAAAGGGAACCUGAGUGUGCUGUGAUGUUGAAACAAAGCAGUUUGUUCUUAUCUAAGUAUCAAAUACAUGGUGACUAUGAUUUUUUGGAGCACUUUGUCUCGAGGAAAGAAAAUGAAUGUAUUGUUUCUUGUUGUGACAGCAAUGCUUCCCAUCAUCUGCAAAGGCCAACAUAAAGCUCCUGAUACUGUCACUGAAAAGAAGGGAAAUUCUGCUGUGCUGCCAUCUAAUUUUGCAUAUGAGCCAUUGGCAAGCGGUGAAAAGAUAAAUAGUAUAUGGCUAAAAAAUGAUCAUGUGGUAAAGAAUGCAGAAAUCGUGUUAAACUGUUCAGCAUACACAAGAACAUGCAGCAAGAACAAGGACAACCGAUUUCAGUUAAUAGGAAACAUCUCUGACAAAAAUGGCUCAGUGCUGCUAAAAGAUCUGCAGUUAUCAGAUACGGGGCCAUAUUACUUCCGUCUGGAGUUCCCUGACAACAAAUCAAAAUCCUUUACAUUCACGGAACCAACCAACCUAACAGUUCAAGGAUCUCCUGAAAUUUUGAAAUUGGACGUUACUUAUGAGUUUUUCAGACCUACAGAAGUUGUCUGCCUGGCUGAAGGAAACCCACUGCCCAAUCUGACAUUGAACUUCGAAUUGGCACAGACAGGGCAGAAAUAUCAGGCUGAGAACCUAACCAUCCACACGGCAAAUGAAUUUCAAAUAAGGGGAGAGAUUCAGAAUCCAACUGGUCAACAGUACAUUUGCAAUGCUACAAACCAAAUUGGAACACAACAAAAAACAGUUUAUGUUGGAAUUCCUCAUUCAGUUUUCAUAAUACUUACAGUUUUCAUAUUAAUUUUUUUGCUGUUGGCUUGCUUAGUCUACUGGAAGUUUAAAGGGGCAAAAAAAGCAUCAAGCUCACCAGCAGACCCUUCUCCUGUAAAAGAUGAUAUGACUUACUACUCAGAGAUUUUGAACAAUGUGCAAACAGCUACAAAUGACAUUUAUUAUUCUGAGAUUAAAGACAAUGGCAAAAAAGAUACUAUUUAUUCUACUGUUACCAUGUAAGAAGUUUUCUCACAAGGUCAUCAGCUGCAGGCUGGGAUCUCAAGUAGCCACAGAAGAGACCAUGUAAUUGGAAUUAUGAAUACCAUUCAUCAUCUCCGCUUGUAACAUCUGCAAUCUUUUUGUACAGUAUUGGGCUUGUUGAUGGUCAACAAAUUACAAAAAUUCUGCAAAAACAUUUAAUGUAAACAGCUUAUAAAUAUGUAAAUGCACUAUACUUUGUGAAAUAUUACUUUUUGCACUUUUUAAAUUAUAUUUGUUAAAGACCAAAUGUGCAGUACUCUAGUAUGAAAUGACUAAUGUGUACCUUAUUAAUUAACAAUAAAAAAUAACAAAUCUGAAAGUAUCUCUGAGUGUUUGAGUGGAGCACAUAAAAUCCCAGCCGUUUAAUUCUUCUUGAGGUCCAUUUAAGCCCGGCUUAUCUCAAAGGCCUUACGUCCACUGCAGCAGGAUAGGCUCAGGCUCAGGGACCCUGUAAAAAAAGUAAAUCAAUCUGAAAAGAGAAAAAAAAAAGAUGGAUGGGCAUUUCUAGCUGGGAUUGAUUCAGAAUGGCAGGUAAUUAAACUAAAUAACCUGAAUAUAAUUAUGAAGGUAACUUUUGGACAUGCUGCCUUCAUUUGGAUUCCCCGUGAUAAACCUUUUUUGCUUUAAA